CUCCAAUUUACUUCCUCUCAUCGAGAUCAACCAAAAUGGUGAAGACCCGAUCCCAGACUAGUCGCGAAGAGCCAGCCCCGCCGCCUGAACCUCGAGCGCGGGGGGGAUAUGAUAAUCAAGACGGCCCAGGAUUUUCUGAUGAAGACAUCCCCGAGGAUUUGUCGAACGACCCCAUUCUGCUGGAGCUUUACGGUUCGCCUAAUAGUCUCGCGGCCCAUAUGGCCCGCCGCUGUGGACUUCAAGAUGCUCGUAUGGUUUUUAUGGGUACUCCUGAGACGGGAAAGAUGCAGUAUAUCGUCACAUCUAGGGGCAAGUACUACUGGGGCCACUUCGAGCUUCUUCAUCUCGAAGAGAUUAACAGGCCCAAGACGUUGUCGGGGAUAGUCAAUGCGCUUCGCGAUACGGGACUCAGGGGCCUCCGUCUGAGGACCCUGAAGCCGGUGCGGGUCGAUGAGGAAGAUGACUCGGAGGAUGCAUGCCCUGCCAACAGCGAAGGGCCCAGCCUGUUUGUUCCGGUUGACCCCAAUGCUCCUUGAUGCUUCGUCCCCAAUCAGGCACUUGAG
Aspergillus japonicus CBS 114.51 is the source of this 563-nucleotide messenger RNA. RefSeq lists its product as uncharacterized. The record is from RefSeq and is a predicted model, not a curated record. NCBI's taxonomy places the organism in Eukaryota, Fungi, Ascomycota, Eurotiomycetes, Eurotiales, Aspergillaceae. The coding region runs from base 36 to 536 and encodes 166 amino acids. The transcript is spliced from 2 exons.